GGACCAUCCUCCUUUUCAGUCCAUAUGGCAUCCUCGGCUUCCGUUAGAAAACAAUAUUCGUCGUCCGUUCCUACGCAACUCGAACAGCAGUGCUGAUCUGUUAGAGAUGAUGGCAAGACAAAGAAAGGCCAGCACGGCUAGUUCAUCCCCCAUUUACCAUCAGGAUGAGCCUGACUUGGCAACACCACCUACCGCAUGGGAAUCCUUUGAAGACGCCGAGAUCAUUCCUCAUGGGCAAAUCCCGAGUCGUUCUUUAUGGAUAGGUCAGCUCGAUCUUAGCAUCACAACCAAUGAUUUGAACAAUUUGUUUUCAAAAUUUGGGUCUAUUGAAAGUAUAAGAAUCUUACCGGACCGCGAGUGUGCGUUUAUCAAUUACUUUGGGGUCGAAGAAGCAUUGAGAGCCAAGGAUGCGUUGAUUCACAAGAUGAACAGUAAACUUGGCAAUUCAACCAUCAAGGUCGGAUUUGGAAAAUCUGAAUCAGUGCCACAACAGCUGUCUUCCUCAACAUCGUCACAGUCAUCUCAGUCUCAACUGUUGACCGAUAGUGUUCAAGAACCCACUCGAGCGUUAUGGAUUGGAAAUAUUCCAAGCAACACAACCCAGGUUGCUUUGGGAACCGUCUUUUCCACCUUCGGAGCGAUCGAAUCCGUCCGUGUGCUGCCCCACAAAAACUGCGGAUUUAUCAAUUUUUUUAAUCUGGAAGAUGCCAUCCGAGCUAAAAAAUCGUUAUAUAAUCGAGAGAUCAUGGGACCAGGCACAGGCGUGGUCAAGAUUGGAUAUGCAAAAGUGCCUUCGCUCAAGACGAUGGAAGAUGAUGUCGAAAAGGAACACCAACAGUACCAGCAGCAAGUGAUGAUGUACAUGAUGACCGAGAUGAUGACACAUAAUCCCAACAUGGUGUCGGCCAUUAUAUCAGAACGAAAGAUGAUCAUGCAGGAUUUUGGUGAAGAUGAAAAGGAUGGUCCGAUGUUCCAAGUUCUUCAUUUGCCUCAGCAUUACUUCCAUACUAUACCAGCUGCUCCCGAGCUGGGUCAGUCUAGAAAGGUCGAUAUUGCGAAAUUAAGAGAUAUUCGGAAAAGAUUGGAUAAUGGUCAAAUCUCGGUAAAGGAACUGGAAAUCAUUGCUGUCGAAUGUUUAGAUGAGUUGGUGGAACUUUGUAGCGACUAUAUCGGCAACACGGUCAUCCAACGAUUAUUUGAAAAAUGUUCAGAGAUGACCAAGUCUCUUAUGCUUGAACGAGUAGCGCCUUAUUUAGCUUCGAUUGGUGUACACAAGAACGGAACCUGGGCCGCUCAAAAGAUUAUUGACACAGCAAAGCUUCCUGCACAGGUGAAUCUUAUUUGUGAGCAUAUUAAACCUUAUGUGCCCGCACUCUUGUUGGAUCAGUUUGGCAAUUACGUUGUUCAAUGUUGUCUCAGUCUUGGCCCCUUACAGAAUCAGUUCAUCUUUGACGCUAUUGUCGACUCAUGCUGGGAAAUUGCUCAAGGACGCUUCGGCGCGCGAGCUGUUCGUGCCACACUGGAGAGUCCCCAUGUUACCAAACGACAGCAAAAAUAUGUUGCUGCUUCGCUUGUACAACAUGCUUUGCUUUUAGCUACAAAUGCAAACGGGGCGCUUUUACUGAUCUGGUUAUUGGACACGUCAGGUAUUCCCGGGCGUUAUCGGGUGCUUGCACCUCGACUAUUACCUCACUUGGCACGUCUUUGUACACACAAAUUAGCCUCUCUUACCGUCUUGAAGCUGAUCAAUCAACGUCAAGAGCCCGAUGCAAGAGCGGUUAUUCUUGAUGCUCUCUUCUUUACACCACAAUAUGCAGAAGUGACUGAAGAGAUUCUCCAUGAUCAAGUCCAUGGUGUCAAUUUGAUACAAAAAAUUCUGUCAAGCUCGUAUAUUGAAUUAAAAGAAAGGCAGCGCAUUGCAGAAAGAGUAAAGCAGAUGCUUUAUAAAUUAAAGCUGCAGCACAUACAAGGCUACAAGCGACUUGUAGAAGAAAUCAACAUGGUCAUGGUCGAUUCAGUUCCGGGUGCGAGCUUGGGUGCUGGUAUACCUUCUCAGUUCACCAUCAGUCCCAGUUUAGCUGCUGCCUUACAUGCCAAGUAUGUGGCGGUCAGUAACGGAAUGGGAAAUGAAGAGCAACUAGAACAACCUCAGUCUACAGCAGCCAUGAUGGCUAAUUUUUAUGCUGCCGCUGUUGCAGCAUCUAUUUCAACUGCAAAUAAUAAUGCAGUCACUACAGAAGAAAAGAAUGAAGAAGAUAACACAUAACAGCAUCCUCUCUGAAUGAUAUCACUAUAUAUAUACAUAAUGGAUACCCCUUUCCUUUCUUUUUUGUUUUUUUUGUUUGGGCUUUUUGCUUAUAUAUUCGUUCACUUAGACUUAUCACACACACACACACACACACA
Messenger RNA from Rhizopus microsporus ATCC 52813, 2403 nucleotides. Its product is annotated as ARM repeat-containing protein. The transcript has 6 exons. The coding region runs from base 107 to 2266 and encodes 719 amino acids. Lineage: Eukaryota; Fungi; Mucoromycota; Mucoromycetes; Mucorales; Rhizopodaceae. The record is from RefSeq and is a predicted model, not a curated record. Gene Ontology annotation, molecular function: RNA binding.